GACAGAACUGUCAACUACCACUUUUAGACACAAAUUAUAUCACGUGUCACUUCGGUCUUUGUGGGUCCAGGAGUACACUUUCAGUCUUUCACCGCUUCCCACCAUGGAUGAUGAUGAUGCCGACUAUAUGCAGGGAAGCGAUGAUGAAGACUACGGCUUUGACUAUUCCGAUGGAGACGACGCCGACGAGUCAGGCAGCGCAGAUGUCGAAAACAUGUACUAUAAAGCAAAAUCGAAGAAGGAAGAAAAUCCAGAAUUAGCACUGAAGGAGUUUAAGGCCAUUGUGGAUCAGGAGACGGAGCAAGGCGAUUGGGGAUUCAAAGCGCUCAAACAGUCGACAAAGCUCCUUUUUCUCACAUUACGUCGCCCCAACGAUGCCCUCCAGACAUACACGCAGUUACUGACCUAUACCAAAUCCGCUGUUACACGCAACUACUCAGAGAAGACAAUUAAUGGUAUACUGGACUAUGUCGGUGGUGGUAAAGGCGGACCUGUUGAAGUGGAUAUCUUGGAAAAGUUCUAUCAAGCCACCAAAAAGGCUCUGGUAGACGCCAAAAACGAGCGUCUGUCAGCAAAGACGAAUCUGAAACUUGCAAAACUAUGGCUUGAUAGGAAAGAGUACAACCGCUUGUCCAGGCUCAUUCGCGAUCUACAUAUCGCAACCGGUAGCGGCGACGGCGAGGAUCAGUCUCAGCGCGGCACUCAAUUGCUUGAAAUCUACGCGCUUGAGAUCCAAAUGUACAAUGAAACGCGCAACUUUAAGAAACUGAAGGAAAUCUACAAUGCUACUAACAAUGUACGUUCUGCGAUCCCCCAUCCCCGUAUCAUGGGUGUUAUCAAGGAAUGCGGUGGGAAGAUGUGGAUGGGAGAGCGACAAUGGAAUCGAGCCAGUGAAGAUUUCUUUGAGUCAUUCCGAAAUUACGAUGAGGCCGGAUCUCCUCAAAGGAUACAAGUUCUUAAGUAUCUUGUGCUAGCCAAUAUGUUAACGGGCAGUGAAGUCAACCCAUUCGAUAGUCAGGAGACGAAGCCAUACAAGAGCGAUCCCCAGAUCAAAGCAAUGACUGACUUGGUAGAUGCCUACCAGCGACGUGAAGUUCAUUCGGCGGAGAAGAUUCUCCGAGAUAACCGUUCAACAAUCAUGGAAGACUCAUUCAUCCGAUCAUAUAUUGGCGAGCUACUGCGUAGCUUGCGUACUCAGUAUUUGAUUGACCUCAUCAAACCCUAUACGCGUCUAGAGCUGUCAUUCCUGGCCAAGCAACUGAAUGUCGACACUCAAGAAGUUGAAGAAUUGCUCAUCGGUCUGAUUCUUGAAGGUAAAGUUGAAGGUCGAAUUGAUCAAGUUGGGAUGCGACUCGAAUUGGACCGAAAGCAAAGUCUAGAGAAGAAGCGUUACACGGCCCUGAAACAGUGGACGGAGACCAUCGAGUCGGUACACAACGCUGUCAUAGGGAAGACUAGCACAGGUAGUAGAGGUGACCUGGGACCUGAUCCAAUGACUAUUCGAGAUGAUCGAUGGUGAUUCUGUGUCUAGUGACUCUUCCGUUCUGUACUUUCUAGCAAACUUUUCGCUCCUAAACCUCGCCAAUGUAUAACAUGACACUUCCCUUGAAUAGCAUGAGCAGUGCGAAACAGAAAUGGUGGUAAUGUCAGACACACCUAAAGUGGCCGAGGGAAAGGC
Messenger RNA from Desarmillaria tabescens, 1678 nucleotides. RefSeq names its product PCI domain-containing protein. Gene Ontology annotation, biological process: protein deneddylation. Gene Ontology annotation, cellular component: COP9 signalosome. NCBI's taxonomy places the organism in Eukaryota, Fungi, Basidiomycota, Agaricomycetes, Agaricales, Physalacriaceae. The record is from RefSeq and is a predicted model, not a curated record. The transcript has 12 exons. Bases 104 to 1519 code for a protein of 471 amino acids.